Molecule: messenger RNA, 363 nt
Organism: Pseudomassariella vexata
Lineage: Eukaryota; Fungi; Ascomycota; Sordariomycetes; Amphisphaeriales; Pseudomassariaceae
Exons: 2
Coding region: 1-363 (120 amino acids)
Cellular component (GO): preribosome, large subunit precursor
Source: RefSeq, a predicted model, not a curated record
AUGGCGAAAAGUUCAAGAGCUAGCACGAGGAAGGUCAACAACCAGCGCCUCAAGAAGAAGGUUUUUGGGCCUGUCGAGGCAGCGCGGAUGCAGCGUCUGUCGGCCAAGUUACUUGAGAUAGCCGCACAGCCGAAACCUGAGUCGGAUGCCGAGAUGAAGAUUGUGGACAAUGAUGAGCCGGAAGGAGAGGCGGCCACGGAAAACGACGCAACCGUGAAUGCCAUCGCAAUGGCGGUGGAUUCCACCAAGUCAAACUCAAGCAGCAAGAAUGACAAGAAGCGUGUUGAGAAGCGGAGGAAAACAUCCAAGAUCGUCUUUCCCUCAUACCAGGACAGGCAGGGAAAGAAGAAGGGGAAGAAAUGA